Molecule: messenger RNA, 1371 nt
Organism: Cyprinodon variegatus (sheepshead minnow)
Lineage: Eukaryota; Metazoa; Chordata; Actinopteri; Cyprinodontiformes; Cyprinodontidae
Exons: 4
Coding region: 1-1371 (456 amino acids)
Molecular function (GO): nucleic acid binding
Source: RefSeq, a predicted model, not a curated record
AUGCUGGGUCAUCCCCAGGGCAUCCUGUCUGACCGCGAGGUGUGGAGAGGAUUUUGCUCGGCGCUUGGGGCCAAGGUCUCUCUCACUUCCGGUUACCACCCUCAAUCCAACAGUCAAGUGGAAAGAAUGAACCAGGAGUCAGAAAACACCCUCAGAUGUCUCACUGAAAGAGGCAGACAUCGUUCCCUCCGUACAACAGCACAUCCGCCGCUGCUGGACCUUCUGGAACCGGGCCAGGACGGCCCUGGGAAGGACCUCCCAAUGUCCAGGAAGAUGUCCCCCAAAUGCAUUGGUCCUUAUGAGGUGGAGAGGACCAUUGGGGAAUCUGCCAUUCUCUCCGCCUUCCCUCCUCUCUUUGCAUCCAUCCCAUCUUCCAUGUGUCCCAGAUCAAGCCCAUCUCUUCGAGUCCUCUGGCAGAGCCACACUCUCAGUCUUCUCAGAACAGAGUCAUUUGCUCUAUCUGCCAUCAUGCUCCACAUCUUUCUUUCCACUCUUGCGAUCUUUCAUUUGAGUUUUGUCGAAGGCCACCUGGUAACUGGAGCUCUGAGGCAGACUGUGAAGCUCUCAUCUCAGACGAGCUGCAGUGAAGGAGGCGCUGAACUGAUCCGCAGGCUGGGAGAUGACAGCGCAGUGCCUGUUGCCUCAGCUCCUGUUAACCAGCCUUUAAAGCCGGUGGAAGCAUAUAGAGGGAGGAUGGAUAUCUCUUCAUCAGGAGUUUACCUGAAGGACGUCAACUACAACGAUAACGGACAUUAUGAAUUCCUCUGCGGUGGCAACAUGAUUAUUAUCAGGCUGGAUGUUUUGGUUAUCUUGGAUAUUUCAGUGUGUGAAGGGCAAACAGUGAGACUUCCCUGCUUCUCUCAAACUCUGGGUGAACACGUGGAGUCUGUUCAGUGGGAUACAAAGGAGAAGCCCGUAAUAAAAGUGGAACUCUCCAGCCAAAAGGCUGAAUAUGCAGAAGGGUUUAAAGACCGCGCGUCUUUCUCUGACUUGGAGUCUGGGGACCUGUCGCUGAUCCUGCAGCGGGUCCAGCUGGAGGAUCAAGGGGACUAUUUCUGCUUUGCCCAGGGAGGCUCCAUGGGGAAGAGACGCCCUGCUGCAUGGAGACUGGAGGUCCAUCAGGAGCAAUGUAACAAUAAACCACCCACCACUCCACCUCAAACAACACAGGGGCCACCUGGACUAAAGGAACCACAUGUUAUCAUCGCAGUCCUGGCGGCACUGCUGCUGGUUUCUGUUGCUUUUUCCAUCUGGAUGGGUUGCUGCCUCUGGUCUCAUAGAUCCGCCUCAUCAGCAGGGAAGGAAAACUGUCUACAAAUGGCAUGCUUGAAGAAAGAAAGCUGUACAUCGAUCGAAGGAGAUGGACUGUAA